Molecule: messenger RNA, 747 nt
Organism: Rotaria sp. Silwood2
Lineage: Eukaryota; Metazoa; Rotifera; Eurotatoria; Philodinida; Philodinidae
Source: the annotation of a GenBank genome assembly
AUGGGUCCCAAUACUUCCGAUGUUGACGAUGAUAAAAAUGACAAAUCAUCAGAAAAACAAGCCACAAAUGUAUCCGAUUCAGAUUCGGAUUCAGAUCUUGAUGAGGAAGAAUAUAUUGUUGAAAGAGUUGUUAAAAUGCGUACAACGAAAAAAGGCAAAGUUCAAUAUUUACUUAAAUGGAAAGGCUUUUCCGAGAGUGAAAAUACAUGGGUAAAGAAUAAUUUAUUUUUUUCAUUAAAUUUAGUUUUUCUCAUAGUUUCAUUGUUUCAGGAGCCUGCAGAAAACCUUGAAUGUCCUGAUUUAAUAGCAGCUUUUAUGGCUGAACAAAAAGAAAAACAACAACAACAAGCAUCAACAUCAAAAAGUGAUGACAAUUCGUAUGGAAAACGGUCUCGUAGUACUAGUAGUACUAAUAAUAAUAAUAAUCAUAAUCAUAAUAAUAACGCCGAUGGAGACAAGAAUAAUAAUAACAAUACUACUCAAACAAAACGACCUCGUAUUGAAUUUGAUCAAACUGGUUAUGGUCGGGGCCUUGUGCCAGACAUGUUAUUGGGUGCAACAGAUAUAUAUGAUGGAGAAUUAAUGUUUUUAGUAAAAUGGCAAGGAGUAAAUAAAGCUGAACUUGUUCCAUCACGUAUUGUGAAUAAACAAUCUCCACAACUUGUGAUAAAAUUUUAUGAAGAGCGAUUAACAUGGAAUUCAACAAAUACUAGUAAUAAUACUUCCAAUAAAGACAAAAAAGCUUAA